Oppiella nova is the source of this 930-nucleotide messenger RNA. The record is from the annotation of a GenBank genome assembly. NCBI's taxonomy places the organism in Eukaryota, Metazoa, Arthropoda, Arachnida, Sarcoptiformes, Oppiidae.
AUGGCUAAAAAUAAGCGAAAAGUAAGUGAAAAGGAGUCAAAGGAUGCGAAAGUGGUUCACAAGAGGCGAAGGAGACCAACAAAACACGUGAAGACAACUGUUUGUAAAUACCCUCAAGAAGUGAACGAAAUGUCCGCCAAUUGGAAGCGUUUGUCACAAGAACUCAAUGAGAAGAAGGAUAACAACAACAACAAGAAGAAGAGAUUUGACCCAAAAGUGGUUAAGAAGAAGGGAUUCAAUGAUAAGAAAGUGAAUGAAAGCAAAUCGGACGACAAGAAUAAGAUUUGGUUCGACGGCGUCGACAAGUGUCUCAUAAAGUCCUCGAUGUCCGACACAAACGCGUCCAACGGUGAGACAAAUGAAGAAAGACUUGUGAAGCAAAAGAGUUUUAGUGGUUUGACGAAAGUGGUGGGAAUGGACUGCGAAAUGGUGGGCACCGGUAGUGAUGGCACGAACUCAGUGUUGGCCAGAGUAUCAAUCGUGAACUUCUUCGGGCACUGUAUUUACGAUAAGUAUGUGAAAGCAUUGGAAGAGAUCACAGAUUACAGGACAGAAUGGAGUGGUAUUAGGCCUAAGGAUUUAGUCAAUGCUCUGGACUUUAAGACCGUUCAGACAGAAGUGCACCAAAUAUUGAAGGAGAGGACAGUCGUGGGCCACGCCCUCCACAAUGACUUCAAAGCCCUUCUGUUGAGUCAUCCGAAACACAAGACUCGAGACACGAGUCGAUACUUUAAGAAACUGUUUGGCGGCCGAAACCCGGCUCUCAAACGGCUCUCGGAAUCCGUUUUAGGCGUAAGAGUGCAGACGGGAGAGCAUAACUCGGUGGAGGACGCGAGGGUUGCCAUGAGAUUGUAUACCAUGUUUAGGAAGAAGUGGGAGUCAGACCUCAAGAAGACUUCCAUUAAAAAAGCUAAAAAGACUGACAAAUAA